ACUCAAAUCACUCUCAUUACACACCUCCGAUUCCGAUCCGUCCAUCAUGUCUCGCGCCGGAACCUGGUUCAAGAUGCUGGGAGCAGGUAUCGUAAUCUGCGUCGGCGGUCCAGCAUUCGUGCAAUCCAUCCGCCCCUCCGACGAAGAGCUAUUCAAACGAUACAACAAAGACCUCCAAAAACGCAGUCUGGAAGAGGGGGACCGCCGCGCACAGGAAUUCGACGAUUAUGUGAAUCGGUUAAAGCAGUGGUCGAAGUCGGAUAAGUCGAUCUGGGUCGCAGCACAGGAACAGGAAGACUUGAGACGCUCGCAGGUUGAUACAUCGGCGUCGCAGGGUAAAGAAGAAGCGAGGAUACAACGUGAGGAGAUGCGCAAGGAAUUGCUCGGUGAGAAAUGAGUCAGCUAUCUAAGUUGAUGUUAUGUUCUUGGAGAUAUCAUAUCCGACCCAUGGCGUCUAUCAAGCGACGGUGAAGAAGGAACGGAUGCCCACCGUGGUCUUCCUCAUACUGUAUUUAUACCUAUGUUCACGGCCAUUGCUUGAGGGCAUCUCAUGCUGAAAUGACUGGGAGUAUGGACGUACUAUUGGGACUCGUUCAUGUCUAUAAAAUGAUCUAUUGUAUAAUAAAUGACACACCACUACUAUUACGACAUGG
Aspergillus wentii DTO 134E9 is the source of this 653-nucleotide messenger RNA. RefSeq lists its product as uncharacterized. The record is from RefSeq and is a predicted model, not a curated record. Gene Ontology annotation, biological process: mitochondrial respiratory chain complex III assembly. The transcript is spliced from 3 exons. The coding region runs from base 47 to 397 and encodes 116 amino acids. Gene Ontology annotation, cellular component: mitochondrial membrane. NCBI's taxonomy places the organism in Eukaryota, Fungi, Ascomycota, Eurotiomycetes, Eurotiales, Aspergillaceae.